This is a messenger RNA of Agrilus planipennis (emerald ash borer), 433 nucleotides long. RefSeq names its product lipid A export ATP-binding/permease protein MsbA-like. The coding region runs from base 1 to 276 and encodes 91 amino acids. The transcript is spliced from 3 exons. The record is from RefSeq and is a predicted model, not a curated record. NCBI's taxonomy places the organism in Eukaryota, Metazoa, Arthropoda, Insecta, Coleoptera, Buprestidae. Gene Ontology annotation, molecular function: ATPase-coupled transmembrane transporter activity.
AUGAAGUCCAGCAAGAAGAAUAUCUUACAAAUAAUUUUCAGUGCAUUAGAUACUGAAUCAGAAAAAGUAGUGCAAACUGCUUUAGAACAAGCUGCCAAAGGAAGAACAGUACUUGUUAUAGCACAUCGCUUAUCCACUAUUCAAAAUGCAGAUAUAAUAGUAGUUUUACACAAAGGUCGAAUUGUAGAGAUGGGAACUCAUGAAGAAUUGAAGAAUUUGAAAGGAUACUACUGGGCAUUGAACUUCCAACAGCAUGAAGACCCUCCUGCUGGUUGAUAAUAUUUCUUUAUGGGUACUGUACCUGUUAAUUAAAUAAUUGAAUAAAAUUGACGAAGUAUCUUAUUAGACCUAACAGAAUUAUGUUUGCCAUGCAUCACAAAAUUAUAAUACCUAUAUUGUAUACGCAUAUAUAAUAAUAAAACUUUAAAAAUAA